AUACACAACACAACACAAUGUCAUCCACACAACACACACAUGAAAACCGUGAAAUGUCAAGCUGGGAAGACGGUUUCAAGCAUGCAAAUAUUCCGAUGGAAACAUUAGCUCGGCUGGUGACUGCUACCAUGCUAAAAGACUACGGGAGUGCGCUGGAGUAUUGUAAGAUGGUUCUGGAGCUGGAACCUGAACUGGAAGUGGCACAUAAGCUCCGUUAUCUUCUAACAAAAAGGAUGGAGAAUAAGACUGAGAAUGAAUCAGAGAGUGACUCUGGGUACGAAUCAGAUUCUACCAGAUGUGAGUCAGACUCUUCAAUAUGCGAGUUAGAUUCUGCCACUGAGUCUGAUGUAGAGGCAGAAAGAAGAGAGUAGAAUUGUGGAGCAAGGUAGAAGAUCUUGCUUUGAACAUAUACACGUUACACUAAACUUAUUUUAAUAAAACAUCAAUUACA
Molecule: messenger RNA, 451 nt
Organism: Homalodisca vitripennis (glassy-winged sharpshooter)
Lineage: Eukaryota; Metazoa; Arthropoda; Insecta; Hemiptera; Cicadellidae
Exons: 1
Coding region: 18-371 (117 amino acids)
Molecular function (GO): protein binding
Source: RefSeq, a predicted model, not a curated record